Malassezia japonica is the source of this 1773-nucleotide messenger RNA. It is a transcript of the gene NOG1, whose product is annotated as Nucleolar GTP-binding protein 1. Bases 1 to 1773 code for a protein of 590 amino acids. The record is from RefSeq and is a predicted model, not a curated record. Gene Ontology annotation, biological process: ribosomal large subunit biogenesis. Gene Ontology annotation, molecular function: RNA binding; GTPase activity; GTP binding. The transcript is spliced from 4 exons. Lineage: Eukaryota; Fungi; Basidiomycota; Malasseziomycetes; Malasseziales; Malasseziaceae. Gene Ontology annotation, cellular component: nucleolus.
AUGUCGGGUACUCUCAAGGCGUCUAUCGCGCCUGUUCCUACUGCCAAUGACUUCUUGGAUAUCGUGUUGUCUAAGACACAACGCAAAACCCCUACGGUGAUUCACCCGGGCUUUAAAAUCACUCGUAUCCGCUCGUUCUAUAUGCGCAAGGUCAUGUUUACAAAGGAUGCUUUCACGGAGAAGCUUCAGGCUAUUUUGACUGAGUUCCCUGUCCUUGAGAACUUGCAUCCCUUCACGUCGUCGCUGAUGAAUGUCCUUUACGACAAAAACCAUUAUAAGCUGGCACUCGGUCAAAUCAAUACGGCUCGUCACUUGAUCGAGCAAGUGGCCAAGGACUAUGUUCGUCUGAUCAAGUUCGGUGACAGUCUGUACCGCUGCAAGCAGCUCAAGCGCGCGGCUCUGGGUCGCAUGGCGACUAUUAUGCGUCGUAACAAGGACCCUCUUGCUUAUCUUGAGCAAGUCCGUCAACAUAUAUCUCGUCUGCCUUCCAUUGACCCGUCGACUCGUACUCUGGUCAUCUGUGGCUACCCCAACGUGGGCAAGUCGAGCUUCAUCAACAAGGUGACUCGUGCCGAUGUUGAUGUGCAGCCGUAUGCUUUUACGACCAAGUCGCUUUUCGUGGGGCACAUGGACUAUAAGUACUUGCGCUGGCAAGUCAUUGACACGCCGGGCAUUCUCGACCACCCCCUCGAGGAGAUGAACACGAUUGAGAUGCAGGCCAUUACGGCUCUUGCGCACUUGCGCGCUGCUGUCCUUUACUUUAUGGACCUUUCGGAGCAGUGUGGCUACACGAUCGAAGCUCAAGUGCAGCUUUUCAACAGCAUCAAGCCCCUGUUCGCCAACAAGCCCACGUUCUUGGUCAUUAACAAGAUCGAUGUUGCCAAGCUGGAGGAUCUCGACGACGAGCGUGCUGGUCUCGUGCGCAGUCUUGUGAAUGAUUCGGAUGGCAGCGUUCAAAUUGCUGAGAUCAGUACCUUCACCGACGAAGGUAUCAUGGAUCUGAAACAAAAUGCAUGCGAGACUCUCCUCGCCACCCGUGUGGAAGGCAAGGUUAAGGGUCCUAAGGCCAACUCUAUCUUGAACCGCCUGCAUGUUGCCACGCCGCAGAGGCGUGACGACGUUGAGCGCAAGCCGUUUGUGCCGGAGCCCAUUGCUUCGGGUACACGUAAGAGGUUUGACCUGCAUGACCCCCUCCGUCGUAGGACGGAGAAGGAUAUUCAGGAGGAGCAGGGUGGUGCUGGUGUGCAUAACAUUGACAUGAAGAAGAACUACAUGCUCGCAAAUGAUGACUGGAAAUAUGACACCAUUCCAGAGAUUUACGAGGGCAAGAACAUUGCUGACUUCAUCGACCCUGAUAUCCUGACGUCGCUGGACAAGUUGGAGCGCGAAGAAGAAAAGCUGGAGGCUGACGGCUUCUACGAUGAAAGCGAAGAAGAGCUCAACAGCGAGGAUGAAGAGCUCCGCGCUGUUGCCGAAGGUAUUAAGCAGCGCAAAGAUAAGGCCAAGCUGCUUGCCCAGACCAAGAAGGCGCUCCAGAACCGGCCUCAUGUGCCGAGGAAGCUGCAGCACCGCACUCUGUCCCAGAUGGCUGAGAACAUGCGCGCUGCUGGUAUUGAUCCCAGCAAUAUCGAGAUGCGUGCUGAACUUCUCGCGAAAGCCAAGGGCCUUGUGGGCAAGCGGAAGAGUCGCGACGAAGACGAUGACGAGGAUAUGGAGGACGAGGACAACGAUGAAGAUGCAGAUAUGAGCGACGGCAUAAGCACCCUCUCGUAA